CGACUACUUUUACAGAUUAGAGUUUCAGCACAGAGGAAGUCCUCACAUUCAUUGCCUCAUAUGGGUUAAAGAUGCCCCUGUAUUUGAGGAAGCCUCAGAAGGAGCCAUCUGUGGUUUUGUGUCUCGCUACAUCUCGGCUCAGCUGCCGGACCCAGAAAAGGAACCCGCAUUGUAUAAAAAAGUCACAGAAGUUCAGAUGCACAGCAAAAGUCACUCCAAAACGUGUCAAACACCAAGGUGCAAACUGCCGAUUUGGUUUUCCCAAACCGCCGUGCGAAACCACAAUGAUCAUCACGCCUGCAGCCUGUGAAAAUCAAGAUCGACACAAGGAGAAGCAGGUGGUGGCAAAUGACAAGCUUGUUUGUGUGCAGCGUUUGCUGAAUGAACCUGAAACCUCAUCCCUGACUUUGCCGCAGCUUUUGGCUAAAUGCGAGCUCACUGAUGCUGAGUACAUGGAAUGUUUGUACAUGACCGCCUCAAAGAGUUCUGUUGUGCUCAAGCGAGAUCCAAAAGACUGCUGGGUGAACAACUACAACCGCCAUUUGCUCCUUGCCUGGGAUGGCAACUUGGACAUCCAGUACAUUCUGAAUGCCUAUUCGUGCAUCGCGUACAUCUGCAGCUACAUCAGCAAAGCUGAACACGGAGUCUCAUGAAGUGUGGAUGACUGGCCUGCCAGACAAAUAUAAAUGCAGACCCCAAACGAAGGACUUUGAAGUGAUGUGCUUGGCUGAUUUUGCAUCAACGUGCAGAAUUGUUUAUGGCAAACAGGUAAAAGGCAAAAAUGUUUUGCCUCUGCUGAACGACAUGGGCUUUGUCAAGAAAAGAAAAGAAAAAGCUGCGGUCAUCAAAUACUGCAAAUUCUCAGAACAAAAGAAUCCUGAGGAAUAUUACUGCUCCUUGCUCAAGCUGUACCUGCCUCAUCGUGCUAAUUGCCAGUUAAAAUCUGAACGCUGUCCCUCAUAUCAGUUGUUUCAUGAUCAUGCCUGUGUACAGUUACCAUAUAACGACUCUGUGGAGCGUGUGUGCGAAAUUGUCAAAAGGAACAGAGAAAGGUAUGAAAAACACAGUAAAGACAUUGACGAUGCCAUCCAAGAGGUGGAGGAGAGUGGGCUUGUCAUAAACGAAUGGUGCCACCUGGCUCCUGAGAGUGAGUUGCAAAGACUCGAAUGCAUUGAGGAAAGCAACGCGAGAGAUGAACCAAAUGACAACGUGGAGGAAAAUGUCCCGGACUAUAACGUAAGGUCAGAAACAUCUGAAAUUUCCAUUGUGACAGAGGCUGCUGCCAUCGAUCCCGCAGUGUUACGUGACAUGUAUCGGAACCUGAACCAAAAGCAAGCGUCUGUUUUCUACAAGGUCAGAGAUUGGUGCAUAAAACGUGUGUGUAACUCAAAGCCGAUCGAGCAGUUCUUCUACUACAUCAACGGUGGCGCCGGGACCGGCAAAUCGCAUCUGAUCAAAUGUAUCCAUGCAGAGGCUACCAAAAUACUGCACAGACUACCACGGCUGGCUGAGGAGGCCGACAUUUCCAAACAGACGGUUGUUCUCGCGGCCUUCACUGGCACGGCGGCAUUCAGCAUUUCUGGGACAACUUUGCAUUCUCUGCUCAAACUGCCCAGAAGUCUCAAACCCCCGUACCACGGCCUGGGCAAUAAACUGGACGAAGUCAGAGCCGAGCUGUCGAUCGCCGAAAUACUCAUUAUCGACGAGAUUUCCAUGGUGUCCAAAGACCUCUUUGCCUAUGUGAAUGCCAGGUUGAAACAAAUCAAAGGCAUCGAUUUACCUUUUGGUGGCAUGUCUGUUCUUGCUGUUGGAGAUUUCUUUCAGCUCCCUCCCGUGAAACAGUCCAAACCUCUAUGCGUGUACGAUCCCACUCGGCUGGACCACUGGCGUGACACCUUCAAAAAGAUCACGCUCACCGCCAUCAUUAGGCAGAGAGACGAUGUUGCCUUUGCCGAACUGCUGAACCGACUCCGGGUCAAAGAGAAGUCUGAUGAACUGUCGGAACUGGACAGAGCUCUGCUUGCUACAAGGUACACUUCUCCAGAAAUGUGUCCAAGUCAUAUUCUGCAUGUUUUUGCCACCAAUAAACAGGUAGAUGGCCAUAACUCUGCGAUGCUGAAUCUGCUUCAUAAGGACAUUGUGCAAAUUGAUGCAGAUGACUACAAGAAGGACAAACAAACUGGCAGAAUGGCGAGGCAAACUUCCCCUGUGCAAGGCGCUAAGAGCGAGCUCCCGGACUCAAUCAAAGUUGCCCUCGGUGCUCGUGUUAUGCUCACGCGUAAUUUUGAUGUUCAAGCAGGUCUGUGCAACGGGACGUUUGCAAAAAUUGUGGAAUUGGUCAACUAUCCCAAUGAAGCCCGUGUCCAGAAAGUUGGGUUGGAACUCGAUCAUGUGAGUAACACAGCGCGUGCCGCUAACCGUGUGUACAUUGACAGACAGGAGGAAAAGCUGAAAAAGCCUGGAGUGACGCGGCGACAGUUUCCCAUCAAGCUUGCUUUUGCCUGCACGAUCCACAAGGUACAAGGCAUGACAACAUCAGAGGCUGCUGUUUCGCUGAAAGGCGUUUUCGAACACGGCAUGGGGUACGUAGCUCUGAGUAGAGUGACUUCGCUCAGUGGUCUGCAUAUUCUGCAUAUGGACGAGAGAAGACUUCAUGCAAAUCCAGAAAUCACUGCUGCUCUUGCUGAGAUGGCAGAGGAUUCUUUGGAGAGCGUGAUACCCCUCCUUCACGUGAUGCCGUCGGUAGAUCGGGCAAAUCACCUGGUUGUCGUCCAUCAUAACACCGAAGGGCUGUCUUGUCAUGUGCAGGACAUCAGGUGUCACCACGAGCUGCAUUUUGCUGAUGUUUUGUGCUUCACGGAGACACACCUUCAAGGAUCUGUGGCUGAUGGACGUGCCUGCUUGGAAGGCUUCACAAUGUUUCGCAGGAACCGAAGAGAUUCUUACACAAACUGUCCUGACUUGGCAACAAAACUUGGUGGCGGCGUAGGUAUCUGUGUCAAAAGUCACAUCGCAGCCCAGGAAAAGAAAUACAUACAGGGUGUGACCGACAUUGAAUUUGUUGUGGUGAAACUUGAAGCUCCCCUCAAUGUGUUGAUUGCUGCCGUUUACAGGCCUCCAGGCAAUAGUCUGCGCACUUUUCUGCCAAGCUUGGGAAAUCUCUUGCGGUACCUUGAAGUAAUGGGCCAUCAUCAGAUCUUGGUAUGUGGAGAUUUUAAUGAAGAUAUGCUAUCUGCCUCAUUCAAGCCCAUUCUCGAUUUGUUUCGCUCAACAGGUUACACGCAACUCAUAACCGCUGCUACCACUGACAAAAACACAUUGCUUGACCUAAUUUUUGUCUCUCGACCUCAGUGUGCUCUUCAUUCAGGUGUCUUGCAAACGUACUACAGCUAUCACAAUCCUGUUUUCUGUGUUUUGGCCACUGACAGGUAAGUCACAGCUAAAUCAUGUGGUUCAGCAUUUGCAAAAAGGAUGGAAAUCAGUACGUGAACGUUGUCGUAAGUGUAUAAUAUUAGUGGUGGGAUGUGGUGGGUGAUUUGUUGCCUUUAGGUGAGAUGGGAUCUGGGGCGAAGGUUGCUCAAAAUGACAAAUGAAAGAAACCUGAAAAUUCAAAAUAAAUAAUAACUACAGACGUAUGUAUCACAUACUUUAUGUUUUCUGCAGAUAGUAUAAAUAUAGCUGACCUCAUGUCUAUGGUGGGAAGAUAGUCCUGUAGGUUGAGAUGGAAUAGUGGUUGGGGGUCGGUGAGGAAUCAAGUUGAGUUAAGGGAAGGCAAAGGCUUUUUAAAAU
Molecule: messenger RNA, 3789 nt
Organism: Syngnathus acus (greater pipefish)
Lineage: Eukaryota; Metazoa; Chordata; Actinopteri; Syngnathiformes; Syngnathidae
Product: ATP-dependent DNA helicase PIF1-like
Exons: 2
Coding region: 589-3432 (947 amino acids)
Biological process (GO): DNA repair; telomere maintenance
Molecular function (GO): DNA helicase activity
Source: RefSeq, a predicted model, not a curated record